Messenger RNA from Serendipita indica DSM 11827, 957 nucleotides. NCBI's taxonomy places the organism in Eukaryota, Fungi, Basidiomycota, Agaricomycetes, Sebacinales, Serendipitaceae. The record is from the annotation of a GenBank genome assembly.
AUGUCCAGUUUUAUGCCUUCAAGAGCAAAUAUAGCCACCGCUACAGCCUCUAAUGCGCUUUACAAGCCUGCAAAGCGACCCGUCGGUUUAUUUUUCGGCGGUACAUCCGGCAUUGGACAAGCUAUGGCCGAACAAUUUGCACGCCAAACCAACGGACGAGCUCAGAUUGUCCUCCUUGGUCGGAACGAGCAGGCCGCUCGAGCGAUCAUUGACGGGUUUCCGAGAACGCAUUCUUCGACUCCGGAAGAAGAGUCUUCCAAUUACUCGUUUGUCAAGGUCGACGCAACGUCCAUGGCCCAAGUCCGCGAAGUGACCGCCAAGCUCUUGAGCGAGCUGGACAAGGUCAACUUUAUCGUUGCGUCAACUGGGUUCCUGACCCUCAAGGGUCGUGACGAGACAAGCGAAGGCAUUGAUAAAAAGCUGGCGUGCAACUUUUAUGCCCGGUUUCGGUUCAUCUACGACCUGAUACCGCUGGUGGACAAAGCUGCAAACGAUGGAGAAGAGACGGGUGUACUGAGCAUAUUGUCCGCUGGUCGUGGUUUACCGGUUGACCUCGACGACCUCGGCCUUGUCAAGCAGUAUAGCUUGAGAAAUGCAGAAGGAUAUGCGAUCACGUACACUGAUGCGAUGGUUAUGGAUCUUGCUUCCAAAUAUCCCAAGAUUCGGUUCUACCAUGCAUUUCCUGGGACAGUCGACACACCUAUGCUCAAAACGGCCCCGGGUUUCUCGUUCCUUUAUCCCGUGCUCAAGUUUGUCAUAAAGCCUUUGCUGAUGUCACCAGAGGAAUGUGCCCAGGUGAUGUGGUGGAGACUGUGGACAAAGGAAGCUCCUUGGACCACGGGUGGUCACCAGAUUAACCAACGCGGAGAGGAAAUCCCACAUAAUCGUUAUGUAACUGAAGAGAUUACAAAGGCGAUUUGGGAACAUACGUUGAAGAUCACUGGCCCCCGUCAGUGA